Hyaloperonospora brassicae is the source of this 426-nucleotide messenger RNA. The record is from the annotation of a GenBank genome assembly. Lineage: Eukaryota; Oomycota; Peronosporomycetes; Peronosporales; Peronosporaceae.
AUGCCGCGCUACUAUUGCGACUACUGCGACACGUACCUCACGCAUGACUCGCAAGCCGGCCGCAAGCAGCACAAUCGCGGCUGGAAACACCGCGAGAACGUCAAACUGUACUACGAGCAGUUCCUGGCUGGUCAGGGGGUCGUGAUGACGCCCGGCGAGUGGCUGCGUGGACCACUGCCAACCGGUUCCUUACCGCCUCGACCCAGUGGACUCCACAAUGGCGGAAUGGCCGGUGGAUAUCCGCCUCGGGGUGGCCCUCCUCGAGGUUUGAUGCCUCCUUUGGGGAUGCGGCCGCCCAUGUUUCGCGGGCCUCCUCCACGUGGGCCUCCCAUGAUGGGAGGCAUGGAUUUUAGAGGACUACCGGGACCCGGAGGCAUGGGCAUGCCGUCUCCGCGGUCGAUAUAUGGACCACCAUCAGGCGCCUAA